This is a messenger RNA of Carlito syrichta (Philippine tarsier), 1347 nucleotides long. RefSeq names its product signal-regulatory protein beta-1-like. The record is from RefSeq and is a predicted model, not a curated record. NCBI's taxonomy places the organism in Eukaryota, Metazoa, Chordata, Mammalia, Primates, Tarsiidae. Gene Ontology annotation, cellular component: plasma membrane. The transcript has 5 exons. Gene Ontology annotation, biological process: positive regulation of phagocytosis; positive regulation of T cell activation. The coding region runs from base 148 to 1347 and encodes 399 amino acids.
CACAAUCUAGAAGCUGGUUACUGUUACUCCAUCGCAGCCACUUCCUCUUGAAUCAGGGAAGCAGGGCUUGUCUUCUCUCCACAGAGCAGAGUCUGGGAUCUCCCCAGCACGGACGUGAGAACAGAGUAGGCUCCGUAAGUCUCCAGGAUGCCCAUCUCUGCCUCCUGGCCCCACUCUCCUGGUCCUUUCCUGCUGCUGGCCCUCCUGCUUGGACUCGCAGGGGUGGCAGGUGAGGAGAAGCUGCAGGUGAUUCAGCCUGACAAGUCCGUGUCGGUCGCAGCUGGAGAGUCGGCCACUCUGCACUGCACGGUGACCUCCCUGCUCCCUGUGGGGCCCAUCAAGUGGUUCAAAGGAGCUGGACAAGACCGGGAAUUAAUCUUUGAACAAAAAGGAACCCAUGUCGCCAGGGUAUCAACUGUUUCAGACCUCACAAAGAGAAACAACACGGACUUUUCCAUCCGCAUCAGUAACAUCACCCCAGCAGACGCCGGCACCUACUUCUGUGUCAAGUUCCAGAGAGGAGAUCCUGACACUGUGGAGAUCAAGUCUGGACCAGGCACCGAGGUGUCUGUGAGUGCCAAACCCUCUGCCCCCGUGGUAUUGGGCCCUGCGGUGAGGGCCACACCUCAGCACACAGUGACCUUCACCUGCGAGUCCCACGGCUUCUCCCCCCGGAACAUUACCCUGAAGUGGUUCAAAAAUGAGAAUGCGCUCUCCGACGUCAAGACCAGCGUGAAGCCCGCAGAAAAAAGUGUCUCCUACAGCAUCCACAGCACAGCCAGAGUGGUGCUGGCCCCUGGGGACGUCCACUCUCAGGUCAUCUGCGAGGUGGCUCACGUCACCUUGCAGGGGGGCUGUCUUCGUGGGACUGCCAACUUGUCUGAGGCCAUCCGAGUUCCGCCCACCCUGGAGGUUACCCAGCAGCCUGUGAGGGCCAAGAAACAGGUGAACGUCACCUGCCAGGUGAAGAAGUUCUACCCCCGCAGUCUCCAGCUGACCUGGUUGGAGAACGGAAACGUGUCCCGGACAGAAACAGCCUUGACCCUCACAGAGAACAAGGAUGGCACCUACAACUGGACCAGCUGGCUCCUGGUCAACUCAUCCACCCACAGGGAUGAUGUGGUGCUCACCUGCCAGGUGGAGCAUGACGGGCAGCCAGCGGUCAGCAGCAGCCAUGCCCUGGAGGUCUUGGCCCACCAGAGGGAGCCGGGCACAGAGGCCACCCCUGGCUGGACGCCGUCUCCUUCUCGCACUGCCCGACUCUUCGCAGCUCUCCUCCUGGUCCCCAAGGUGCUGCUGGUCAUCAGUGUCACUGCUGUCUAUGUCCACCGGAAGCAGAGGGCCUGA